GCCGGGGGCGCGGCGGGAGGGGUCGGGGGGGGCGGCGCGCGGGCGGCCCCUCCCCCUGCCAGGUCCGGGCGGGCGCCUGGAGCCGCCGGAGUUUCCGCACCCGGGAGGGAGAUGCGGCCAGGGCUCAGGCUCCUUGCAGAUUCCUAACCAGCAUAAUGCUGGAGCCAGGAGCCACCAGCCUGCAGUUUUCAGAAUGGCCAUGUUGGACACUGAUUUGGAUCACAUUCUUCCAUCUUCUGUUCUUCCUCCAUUCUGGGCUAAGUUAGUAGUGGGAUUGGUUGCCAUUGUGUGUUUUGCCCGCAGCUAUGAUGGAGACUUUGUCUUUGAUGACUCAGAAGCUGUUGUUAACAAUAAGGACCUCCAAGCAGAAACGCCCCUUGGGGACCUGUGGCACCAUGACUUCUGGGGCAGUAGACUGAGCAGCAACACCAGCCACAAGUCCUACAGGCCUCUCACCGUCCUGACUUUCAGGAUUAACUACUACCUCUCGGGAGGCUUCCACCCCGUGGGCUUUCACGUGGUCAACAUCCUCCUGCACAGUGGCAUCUCUGUCCUCAUGGUGGACGUCUUCUCGGUUCUGUUUGGCGGCCUGCAGUAUACCAGUAAAGGCCGGAGGCUGCACCUCGCCCCCAGGGCGUCCCUGCUGGCCGCACUGCUGUUUGCUGUCCAUCCUGUGCACACCGAGUGUGUUGCUGGUGUUGUCGGCCGUGCAGACCUCCUGUGUGCCCUGUUCUUCUUGUUAUCUUUCCUUGGCUACUGUAAAGCAUUUAGAGAAAGUAACAAGGAGGGAGCACAUUCUUCCACCUUCUGGGUGCUGCUGAGUAUCUUUCUGGGAGCAGUGGCCAUGCUGUGCAAAGAGCAAGGGAUCACUGUGCUGAGCUGUAAAUUGAUAGAGGUGGCCGUCCUCCACACCAUGGCCCCACCUGGCAGAGGCCUGCUCUCAUCAAUGUGUGGUUUCCAAAGUCACCCUGGACAUCUCCAUUCCAGCCAGCUGGAAGGGGAAACCAAGUGGGAAUGUGUGCCUAAGUUUUACAACCAAACAUCCAAAAUGGGUUUAAAUGCGGUAUUUGACAUCUUGGUGAUAGGCAAAUUCAAUGUUCUGGAAAUUGUCCAGAAGGUACUACGUAAGGACAAGUCAUUAGAGAAUCUCGGCAUGCUCAGGAACGGGGGCCUCCUCUUCAGGAUGACCCUGCUCACCUCCGGAGGGGCUGGGAUGCUCUAUGUGCGCUGGAGGAUCAUGGGCACGGGCCCGCCGGCCUUCACCGAGGUGGACAACCCGGCCUCCUUUGCUGACAGCAUGCUGGUGAGGGCCAUAAACUACAAUUACUACUAUUCAUUGAAUGCCUGGCUGCUGCUGUGUCCCUGGUGGCUGUGUUUUGAUUGGUCAAUGGGCUGCAUCCCCCUCAUUAAGUCCGUCAGCGACUGGAGGGUAAUUGCACUUGCAGCACUCUGGUUCUGCCUAAUUGGCCUAAUAUGCCAAGCCCUGUGCUCUGAAGACGGCCACAAGAGGAGGAUCCUUACUCUGGGCCUGGGAUUUCUCGUUAUCCCAUUUCUCCCCGCGAGUAACCUGUUCUUCCGAGUGGGCUUCGUGGUCGCGGAGCGCGUCCUCUACCUCCCCAGCGUUGGGUACUGUGUGCUGCUGACUUUUGGAUUCGGAGCCCUGAGCAAACAUACCAGGAAAAAGAAACUCAUUGCCGCUGUCGUGCUGGGGAUCUUAUUCAUCAACAUGCUGAGAUGUGUGGUGCGCAGCGGCGAGUGGCGGAGUGAGGAACAGCUUUUCCGAAGUGCUCUGUCUGUGUGUCCCCUCAAUGCUAAGGUUCACUACAACAUUGGCAAAAACCUGGCUGAUAAAGGCAACCAGACAGCUGCCAUCAGAUACUACCGGGAAGCUGUAAGAUUAAAUCCCAAGUAUGUUCAUGCCAUGAAUAAUCUUGGAAAUAUCUUAAAAGAAAGGAAUGAGCUACAGGAAGCUGAGGAGCUGCUGUCUUUGGCUGUUCAAAUACAGCCAGACUUUGCUGCUGCAUGGAUGAAUCUAGGCAUAGUGCAGAACAGCCUGAAACGGUUUGAAGCGGCAGAGCAAAGUUACCGGACGGCAAUUAAACACAGAAGGAAAUACCCAGAUUGUUACUACAACCUCGGGCGUCUGUAUGCAGAUCUCAAUCGCCACGUGGAUGCCUUGAAUGCGUGGAGAAAUGCCACGGUGCUGAAACCAGAGCACAGCCUGGCCUGGAACAACAUGAUUAUACUCCUCGACAACACAGGUAAUUUAGCCCAAGCUGAAGCAGUUGGAAGAGAGGCACUGGAAUUAAUACCUAAUGAUCACUCUCUCAUGUUCUCGUUGGCAAACGUGCUGGGGAAAUCCCAGAAAUACAAGGAAUCUGAAGCUUUAUUCCUCAAGGCAAUUAAAGCAAAUCCAAAUGCUGCAAGUUACCAUGGUAAUUUGGCUGUGCUUUAUCAUCGCUGGGGACAUCUAGACUUGGCCAAGAAACACUAUGAAAUCUCCUUGCAGCUUGACCCCACGGCAUCAGGAACUAAGGAGAAUUAUGGUCUGCUAAGAAGAAAGCUAGAACUAAUGCAAAAGAAAGACGUCUGAUCCUUUUUCCUUCGUGUUUUGAGUUUGAGUGUGUGUGUGCAUGAGGCGUAUCAUCAAUAGUAUGUGGUUACAUUUAACCAUUUAAAAAUCUUAGCCAUGUUAUUUUACUGAUUUUUUUCUAUGAAAACAAAGACAUGCAAAAAGAUUAUAGCACCAGCAAUAUACUCUUGAAUGCUUGAUAUGAUUUUUCAUUGAAAUCGUAUUUUUUCAGACAACUCAAAUGUAAUUCUAAAAUUCCAAAAUUGUCUUUUUUAAUUAAACAGAAAAAGAGAAAAAAUUAUCUUGAGCAACUUUUAGUAGAAUUGAACUUACAUUUGGGAUCUGAGCCUUGUCGUGUAUGGACUAGCACUAUUAAACUUCAAUUAUGACCAAGAAAGGAUAGACUGACCCCUACAAUUUGUAUAAAUAUUGAACAUGUCUAUAUAUUAGCAUUUUUAUUUAAUGACAAAGCAAAUUAAGAUUUUUUUAUCUCUUUUUAAAACAAUAUACUGUGAACUUUGUAAGGAAAUAUUUAUUUGUCUUUUUAUGUUUUGAAUAGGGCAGAUAAUCGAAUGAGGAAUGGAAGUUUUAACAUAGUAUAUCUACAUGCUUUUCCCCAUAGGAGGAAAUUGACUCUUGCAGUUUUUGAUGCUCUGACUUGUACAAUUUCAAUACAUAGGAGGUUAUGUAAUGUAAUAUUUUACAUAAACGAUUACUAUCAAUUGAAAGUUCAAGCCAUGCUUUAGGCAAGAGCAGGCAGCCUCACAUCUUUGUUACAUCCAAGGUGAAGAAGGCAACACAUCUGUGUAAGUUGCUUUUUAGUGUUUUUAACUGAAAAGCCGUUUUCCAUUUUGCUUAAUGAAACUACAGACAUUACUCUAUCCAGAAAAUGCAAAAUUUUCUCUCAAAUGGAGCCACAUUCGGGGAAUUUGUGGUAUUUUUAAGAAUUGAGUUGUUCCUGCUGUUUUUUAUUUGAUCCAAACAAUGUUUUGUUUUGUUCUUCUCUGUAUGCUGUUGACCUGAUGAUUUAUGCAAUCUGUAAUUUCUUAUGCAGUAAAAUUAUUCCACAAACUA
Symphalangus syndactylus (siamang) is the source of this 3646-nucleotide messenger RNA. It is a transcript of the gene TMTC4, whose product is annotated as transmembrane O-mannosyltransferase targeting cadherins 4. The record is from RefSeq and is a predicted model, not a curated record. Gene Ontology annotation, molecular function: mannosyltransferase activity; protein binding. Gene Ontology annotation, cellular component: endoplasmic reticulum. Gene Ontology annotation, biological process: endoplasmic reticulum unfolded protein response; protein O-linked glycosylation via mannose. NCBI's taxonomy places the organism in Eukaryota, Metazoa, Chordata, Mammalia, Primates, Hylobatidae.